GCGAUCUGCUCGCUUAGCUUCCGUACACUCUUGAUGUGGAAAUUUUGAACACUAUUCGAGAGACAGUUAUCUUUUGCAAGUUCUUGGUUGUUGUUGAGUUGUGUUGCCGAGGUCACAGGUCACUCGGUUGGUAGUCGCCGCUUUUGCAGGUUAUUGCGCGGGUCAGAUGGCAGGGAGACCUACUUCAUCAUAACUGAGUUUUCAAGAACCCAGCACAAGUCAUUUGCUGGCCAUCAGUUUUCUUCAUCAUCUUUGCAUUGACAAAGAUUCCGAUGAACCUCUCCAACAAGUCCUUCAUCCUGUCCUUCGGCUCUUCAACCACCAUGAUCGAACCAUGAGGCCCAAUGAAUGCUUAUUCCGAAAUUUCAAGUGCAUGAAAAUCACAGUGAAUAUGAAAUAACCGAGAAGGGACGUGAACUGCUCAGUACUCAAAGUAGCAUGCUUUGAUUGAAAUUACGAAAAAGUGGAUACAGUGAGUACGGUUUGACAAAUCAAAAGUGCCAUAAUGGGUAAAAAAGAAGGCAAGAAGGCUUCAACCCCGCAAGUCGAGCAGGCGCCCUCUGAGGCGCCCGUGGUGGAUGAGACGCCCUGGUGGGAGGCCGACUUUCGCGGUCGGUCUCUGGACGCGGAGGGCUUCUCGUGGCGGCUGUACAUGGUCCGAGAGGAGACCGACAGCGACGCCGACCUCAUGGCCAUGCUGCUGUCGGCCGUCCGCUCCGGUGUGCGCCGUCAGUUCGUACUGCUGGAGCAGGAGGACGUGCUGAAGCUGGUGCCGGAGGUCAAAAAGCCGGCGCCUGAUCCCAAACAGAAGGCCGGUGGGAAGGCCAGUAAGCGCGAGCCGCCGGCAAGUCACGCCGUGUGCGGUAUGCCACCCGAAGAGGGCAUGCUGGCGGCCGUAGGUGAGGUACUCCGCGACAACGGUCGGCUGGACGCUACCUCCCUGGCCAUGGUGGUCAAGCACGCGCUGUCGCUGCUGCUGACAGAGCGCAGGGCCGCCGCCGGCGCCGAGGAUCCCCUACCUAUCCCCGCGUCGCCCGAGGCGGCCAGCGCCGGCAAGGCGGCUAAGAAAAAGGAAGUCCCGGCCAAGAAGAAAAAGAUGUCGACCAAACCAGAGAAGACCGCCGCUGCAGAGGAGGAUAAGAGCGCGGAGAAGGAUAAGAGUGUUGAUAAGGAGGAUAAGGAAUUCGAGGCGUUCUGUGAGACCCGUCCGAGCACCCUGCGGAAGCGUGGAGAGGCGCUCGAGCCGGCUUAUAAGGACGACGAGCCGCCGGACGGACCCGAUCUAUACGUGCUGCUGGUUGGGUUCGGCGAGCCGCGGCUGCCUCGUGAACUGGCGGCCUGUGGGGUGCAUGUCGAGUCGCUGGUGGCUCUGGGCAGCGAGCGAUGUCAUCUGCGUAACGGCGCCUCGGCAGCCUCCUCUGAUACCGACCAGGCCGGAUGGUUUUGGAGCGAGCUGCCGGCGCAGCUGGUGGACCCCAUCGGCGGGCUGGAGGACACUGCGGUGACGCGCGUGGCAGUGGACAGGUGUCGGGUGCAGUUCGCGCCGAGCGCCACCAGUGCUGCCGAUCAGGUAUACACAGCCGUGGCGUAUGAGAUCUACCGCCUGCUGCGUCUCCGUUCGCUAUUUGAACGAUACGUGCAGAGUGUGACGGCUGUGCCGGUGCCGGACGCACCCCGCCCGCCACCACCGCCUCCCGAGUCCCCGCCGGAUGAGCCGAUGGCGGAGCUGUCUGUGCCUAACACUCCAGCAGGCUCGGAGGUGGAGCUGCUGGAGCCGUGUGUUCAGCCCCCGCUCGAAUACCGGCGGCUACUCGAGCCGCUGCCGCCCGAGACGGUCACGGUGCCGCUGCUGGUGAACGCUCUGGUGGAGCAGGUGUGUGUGUGGGCAAUGCCGGUCUGGCAGCGUCAGCAGGAGACGCCGGCGCCGCCGACUCCAAAUGAACCCACGCCAGAACCUGACUGUGAGGAGUUGGAGCGGCGUGUGGCCCUACAGGAGGAGUUCACACCGCGGAUAGACGACGCCGACCGCGGCCCCGUGCUGGUGUACGAGGGCGACGACGUGAACGCCGCUUUCUGGGACUGGACUGACCGCGAGCCGGUGCUGAGUGCCGAGCACGUGCUGACGCAGACGGCCGAGCUGCAGGCGCUGCAGGGCCGGCUGCCGGCGCCGAGCGGCGCACUGUGGCGCCACCAGGCUGCCCGCCAGGAGCUGCGGGCCGCCGAGGACGGGCCGCGCUCCGAGCCCGCCGCCGAGUUGCUGCUCCGGCAACUGGUGUUCGAGUCCAUGUACCCGGCUCUGACGGCCGACUGCAGCGGCGGCGGCGGCGGCCCGCUGGCCUACCCGCACCCGUUCCUUCCGGCCCAGUCGGUGCGACCGGACCGUCAGCAGCUGGCGCCCGAGUGCGGCCACGGCCAGAUGGAACCCGACGCCCAGUCGCUGGAUACCGGCGAUGAACUGCUAACGCCGCCAGCGCAGUUCGCAGAGUUCUGUGUCAGCGAACGACUGGACCGGCUCACCAUGGCCCAGGCGCUGGAGGCUGCGCGGGACGGCCGUCGCCGCCUGGCCGCCUACCAUUUCGGCGGCGAUGAUGGCCUUUAUCUGGUGUACGGUCACCCGCGUGUGCGCGGUGGCUCGCUGAGUGAUCAUUGGCAGCGGCGAGCGCACACGGCCGUCGGUCUGCGUGACUUCAUCGAGCACGUGCAGCACUGGCCCGAAGUGCGCUCCUGGAUGCAGCACCAGUGCGGGCAGCUGCGAAAUGCGUUCGCGCCGCGGCAGACACCCCCGUCGCGGCCCGGCUCGGCGGCAAGCAGCGCGUGGCCGUCGCCCGCCGAGCUGCCGCCGCCCGGCUCCGGCGUUCAGCUGCCGGACGCAAUGUUCCUGGUACCGGGCUCGCUAAAAUACGAGGCGAGCGUCCGGCAGGAGCGUGGGGAGGAUGAAGCUCCCCGCGAGCCGACCCAGCCUGCCACACAGCCCGCUCCGGCCCCGGCUGCCAAACAGACCGACAAAAAGAGAAAGGAGUCUCGCCGUCGGAGUUCCGAACAAUCCCCUCGUAAAAACAGCGACAAGGGUCACCAUCGGGAGGAGGGCGGCUCCCCGUCGCCCCCGCCCCCGCCGCCGGCUGCCAUCAGUGUGGUGCAGUUUGAGAUCCGACCUCACACUCCGAACGCCGGCGCCAGGCAGCGUUCACCGAGCCCUGUGCCGCCGCCGAAGGUAUUUGAAGGUUACAGCGUGUCUCUGGGUCGGCUGUUGGACGUGCACGGCGGCCGGCAGCGGCAGUACUUUGGGGACGGCUCUCAUGUGACAGUACGUCACAGUCGCUACGUGCACGGCCCGGCAACGCUAACAGUGAGCGUGCGGCGAGGUGAGACGCGGCUCACUCUCCACCCGGCCGGCGAGCGGCCCGACCUGGUGGCGGUGCUGGCGGGCGGUAUCCUGCUCCAUCCUCAGACCGUGAUGCGCGAGCCGCAGCCGCCGCCACAGGAGCCGGCGCCGGCGCCCCCACCACAGGAGGCCCCUCCACCUACGCCUGGGUCCGAAGAGCCGCCAAUGUCCCCACCGCAAUCACGCCGGUCUGUGCGACACCGCUCCCCACCAGAGAAGAGCAAAAAGAAGGAGACAAAGAAGGAGAAGAAGGCGGAACCAAAGAAGGCCGCGGGGAAGAAGCGGCAGCCGGCGGAGGAGGAAUCACCGGCGCCUCCGCUGGUGGAAGUUCCGUCCGGUCCGCCGGCGGAUGAGUGUCCCGAUCAGCCGGCUGAAGUCGCCGGGCGGCUGGUACAGACUCUGCGACUGUCCUGUCCCAGCGGGCUGGUGGUGGAGCUGCAGCCAGAACCGUUCUGGCCUGGUCCGGAGCCGCGUCUGCGAGUGGUCCAAUAUUAUGUUGACGCUGCCUGCGAGCGGCGCCGGGUGCGAGUGUAUCUGAGUGACGGAUCGCUGCUCCUCCUGCACGGCGCCGAUCAGCCGGAGGACGAGGUACGCGUUCUGAGCACCGACGGCGGACAGACCACCUACCGACGCUCCGACGCAGGUCUCACUCUGGUGCGCGCAGUCACCGGCGCCGGCCGUCGCCUCAGCUGGGAGCCGGACGCUCCGCCCGAACCCCGCCCGCUGCUCACAAAGAUGGCCACGGAUCCGGUGACUCGCGAGCUGUACCUGCAGCGGGAGGACGGAGCGCGUGCCGUGGUCCGUCCCGGCGGACAGUCUGUGCUGCAGCUGGCCGACGGCACGCGUGUCACCAUCUCACCGCCCCCGCCGCCCCCAGUCGUGGCCGGUGCCGAGCCUCGCCCGCCCGGCUGCUCCGACUAUCUCGUGAAUGAGUCGGGUUGGAUCGGGGCCGCAACAGUCACCUGGCUGCUCGGCGCUCAGGUUACCGUCGAUGACGCGACCUGUGCGCAGCGUUCUGUCACAAUCGAACACCCGGAGUACGCGAGGGUUGAGAUGGACCAAGCUGAAGCACGUUGCCGCGUCCGACUGCCACGCGGUCUUCUAGUAGAAGCUGACAGCGCGGGAUUCUUCUACCUGAGCCAGCCGGACGGAUCGCGUCUGCAGCUCGACGACCAGGUGCUGUGUUUCAGCGGGCCGGGUGACACCGGCCGCCGGCCCGUGGUGCACACACUGCGUCUGGCCCCGGACGGUUGUGGUGCCCUCUGUGAGACUGUGGACGGUGACGGCGCGGUGUGGCAUGUCACCGCAGAGGGGCGGCUCGAACCGGUCGGCGCGGCACCGGAGCCCCUACCGGACCCGCUGCCGCUUCACCUCCGUAGGCAGGUGGAGCUGGAGACGGUGAUGGCAGAGCGUCCCGAGCUGUUCGUGCUGUAUCGGCACGGAGAUGGGGUCCGACUGAUGGCCUCCGAUGAAGCCGAGCGGUACUUGGAGGACGUGGAGAGCACGCCGGGCGCGCUCGCUGUCCAGGAGCCUCAUCAGCAGGACGACGAGCUGACGGUGGUGAAAACGUUCCGACCGGUGGGAACAACGCUGGCUGAGCGGUGGCGCGUGCCCUACCGCGAGGCCACUAUCGUUCCGCCGAACCUUCGCUGCCGCGAUCUGCAGCUACUCUGUCGGGACGCCGAGCCGCCUCAGGCCGGCGCUACUGUGUGGGGCGGUGGGGAGCCGGUGGCCGGCGCUGGCUCGCCUCCCCCGCCGCGGCUACCCUCUGGCCUGGUGUGUACCCGCGAGCUCCUGGUAUCCCCACCACUCCCCGAGCCGCGCCGACUAGCCGUGCUGCGCGCUGUAAACGCUCUCCGGCUCCGGUGGCGCUCCGAGUCGGACGGCGACGGGCAGCUGCCGGCCGACGAGCCGCCCCUGACUCACGUCCAGCAUGUCUACGAGCCGGACCGACUGCUGAACUGGCUCAGUUCGACGGCCUCACCGUCGCCGGCACCGGUGCAGACAGUCGACGAACCGACACAGCGACACCGACAUCGACGCAGCCGUGCGCCGUCGGCAGCCGUCGAUAUCCGCGAGCUGGACAAGAUCCUCAUCUACCGAGAGAUGCUGCGCCGGCGCCGAUUCCCGGGCUUCUUCCUGACCGCGGACGGUCGCCAGUUUCUGGCCACGCUGCGGCAGACCCCGCCCGAGGAACGACCGGCUCCAGCAAGACGGAGACUGAAGCACGAGCCGCUGCGACUGGUGGCGGCGGCACGCGGCGAGCCACCUCUUCCGCCCGUCGGCUCCGGCGCCGUUCUCUGCCGGCCCGAGCGGCUCGACCUGGGCCUGGUGCGGCCGGACCGGGCCGUCUGUGCCGAGCUGGCGCUCUGCAGCACGGCAGACACCCCUCUGACGUUCCGGGUCAUCCCGCCGGGUCCGCCGGUCGGGGUGCGUGUCUGGCCUGAGCUGGGAGUGCUGCCGGCCGGCGGUCAGGCGGUGCUCCGUGUCCAACUGACGCCCUCGGCGGCCGUGCGCAGUAGGUCAGUGUUCUGCCUGCUGGAGGUAGUGGUGGAUGACGGAGCUCAGAGGCUCUCCGUCCCCGUGGUAGCGUGUGUGGCCGCAGGUGGCGCGGCGCAGAUGCUGCCCGACAGCGCCGGUCGCUGCCACCUGGGCGCUCGGGUCUGAAUCGAGCGACGACGGACCGACCGAUGGGAGACGUCUACCGACUGGCGUCCCCAGCAAAACCCAAGACCGUUGGGGUCCGAUCAUGUCAGCCGCCAGAUAGUGCGAAAUCUGCCGAAACGACAUGCUGUUCGAACUCGGGGUUGAAGACUGAGCUGAUCGUAAGAGAUCUGCCAGAAACAUUAGCUGUAUUUGAUUAAAUUGUCUAACGUUUUCUAUUGAAUCCAAUUUUGUCCGUGAUCCUUGAUCAUCUUGUCACCUAGUCCUUGUCUUUCAAUGCGAUCUAUAACAAACAAAGCUGCGAAAUCAUCGCCUCGCUGAAUGUCAAUUCCCAAAGAACCUAAAACGGUUAAUCAAUAAUUGCAACCAUGUGAAACGACCGAAACGAUCGAAUAAACGACUUUCUACAACCUACA
Amphibalanus amphitrite is the source of this 6462-nucleotide messenger RNA. RefSeq lists its product as uncharacterized. The transcript has 3 exons. Lineage: Eukaryota; Metazoa; Arthropoda; Thecostraca; Balanomorpha; Balanidae. The coding region runs from base 506 to 6049 and encodes 1847 amino acids. Gene Ontology annotation, cellular component: axonemal central apparatus. Gene Ontology annotation, biological process: axonemal central apparatus assembly; epithelial cilium movement involved in extracellular fluid movement. The record is from RefSeq and is a predicted model, not a curated record.